CAUUUUCGUCGGUGGCAUUCAUUUGGUGGCAUGGCGUCCUUCUUCCGUCGUCCGUUGUUUCAAGCGCGACCACUCGGCGUGGGCGUGGCUGCGUUGACUGGUGGGAGUGCAUGGAGCAUGACAUCUUCCUGCGAGAACAAGACGGUAUCGGACGAAACACCUAAGCAGGCGACGCCGAAGCGCAUGGAAUUCGUCGGCGUGUUCUUGGACGCCAAGUCGCAGGACGCCAUCAAGGCCCGCUUCCAAGCGUUGCAUGGCGAUGUCUCUGCGCAAUCCAGCGUCGUGCUGAAGUACAAUCCAUCCAAGGAAGAACUAGAUGCGUUCGCUCCCAUUCUCGGCAAAAACGUGACGGUCAAAAUCCAAGCCGUAGCUCAGGACGAACAUGCACAAGCGGCUAUCGCGUCCGUGUCCACCGAGCACGGCGACGUGCAUUACGCGGUUGAAUGCCCGCAUGUCACCGUGUCCGUCAGUGGCGAAGACGGAUACACCCGCGGGUACUCGAACGUACUUUUGGAGCGGUUGCAAGCUGCAGGCUACUUGACCAUCGACGACUCGCCUGAAGGAUUGAACGUCGGUCUGUCCUCAUUUGAUGGCACGCUGCCUUCGUUUGCGUCGAAACUGUUUCCGUUCUACAACCCAUUUCCACCGACGCAAGCGUCGCUGACGAUCUUGGCCGACGGACCGUUGACUCUAUCCGGAGUGCUGUGCACGUCGUCCUCGUAUGACGAAGCGUCCCAUUCUUGCGGCCCUGCCAAGAAGGCCGAGUGCGGCUUCUGCCUCUUCAUGAAAGCCGGGCCGUGCGGCGACCAGUUUACCUCGUGGGAAGCGUGCCUAGACGAGUCCAAGAAGGAAGGCGCGGACUUCCUCUCCAAGUGCGGCCCCCAGACGCUUGCGCUGCGCGACUGUGUGGACGCCCAUCCAGAGUACUACAGCGUCCUCAACGGUGACGACAGCGACGAUGAAGAUACCAAAGCCGAGUAAGAAUACACGCACAUUUUGCUCGCUCGCUGUGGUGUUGCUUGGUUACAACGCUAGGUGAUAUUACAAUAGUAUGUAUAUACAUACACA
Messenger RNA from Aphanomyces astaci, 1068 nucleotides. RefSeq lists its product as hypothetical. The record is from RefSeq and is a predicted model, not a curated record. The transcript is spliced from 4 exons. Lineage: Eukaryota; Oomycota; Saprolegniomycetes; Saprolegniales; Verrucalvaceae. The coding region runs from base 31 to 981 and encodes 316 amino acids.